UAUAUUCUCACUCACUUUAAGUUGCCAUUCUCAAUAUAUAUUGAACUUACAAUGCACCAACUCCUGGCUUCUUCAAACCACAAUUUACUUUUCUUGCUCCUUCUUCUUCAAUCUCUACUCUCAAUGACUCAAGCUCAACCACGGCGUCUCGGAACUAACGAUUCGAUUUCAAAACCCUUUCGAGGGGUUCGAAAGCGGAGUUGGGGUCGCUAUGUCUCGGAGAUAAGGCUACCGGGGAAGAAGAUGCGUGUGUGGCUUGGCUCCUUCGCCUCCCCCGAAAUGGCGGCACGUGCCUAUGACUCGGCAGCGGCAUUUUUGAGAGGCACCUCUGCGGUGCUCAACUUCCCCGACUCUGUCGGCUCGCUCCCUCAACCGGAGUCGUGCUCGAGAGAACACAUUCAAUCGGCAGCGGCAAAGGCUGCAGCACAAAUGAGGGAUAUGGAGGAUGGAGAGCAAGGGACGAGCAGUGGAUCAUGGAGUCCGAGGACAUUCGAGCAGGUGAAGGAAGCACCAUUGUUGAGUCCAUUGAGGUUGGGUCUUCUUGGGUUUGGACCAGUCUCAGAUGAAGAAGACACUUUGUUGUUAUCAGCCUAUUUCUAAAUUUUUAACAAUAUAUUUGAGUCAAUUGGAAAUUAUAUAAUUAAUUGUGUAUUCCUUUUGGGAUGAAUGUGAAGGAAGAUCUUCAUUCAUAGAAAGGGAAAAAAUUGUGGACAUAUUAACUCUC
Molecule: messenger RNA, 724 nt
Organism: Benincasa hispida (wax gourd)
Lineage: Eukaryota; Viridiplantae; Streptophyta; Magnoliopsida; Cucurbitales; Cucurbitaceae
Source: RefSeq, a predicted model, not a curated record